CAUUCACUCCAUCGCCGGCUGCACCCUGAGCGACUCGUUUAACAAGUGAAAAGUGGAAGUCAACCUCCCUUAGAGGUGACAUUCAGCCCCUUUCACGUGCACAGUGGUGGGAGUCGCAAGCGAGUCGACUCCGUCUCACUGGUACAACAUCCUGAAUCCUCUGUACACAAAGAGACCUUCUUCUUAUGAAAUAUGCAGUCGAACAAUUACCCGCAAUUUCCUAAUGCAAAUCAUGGAGCUGAUCUCAACAUUGCUCAGGGCAAUGCCAGCACGUUCACAGGAGGCUUCAACGCCGCAAACUAUUGGCCCAUGUACAUUGCAUGGUUGCAGAAUGCUUGCAAUACUCAACAACAACAGCAGUUGUCUUACAGUCAAAGCGCUCAGACGUUACAGCCUCAGCCCACUACUGUUCCGGCAAACUUGGCCAGCUCAAGUCAAGGUAGCACCCCCAAAUUCGGUUCUCAGGAGGAAUUUCUGCUUGCCUCAGUUCUUGAAUCCUCUGCGAGCCACGGGCUGUCUCAUAGUCAAGCCAUUGCUAAUCUUGCUGGGGUGAACGGGCACUCCGAAGCAGCCUGGAUGAGAUACUACAUCGACAACAUUACUCGAAUUAAUGCCGCUGUAUCGAACGGCCCCCAGGAAGCCUCACAGCUUACUAGUGGUCCCUCGAAGCCUCGUUCUCCUCCAAAGACCGCGUCUGCACACCGGUCUUACACCGACGGGAACGAAGACUCGGACCCGGAAGAGGUCGUCUCCUUACAUUCUACUCCGUCACGCGAACCUUCAAUUGCUAAAAACAAGACAACAUCCUUGCGCAAUGCUGCCUCUCUCCGUCAGGCGUCCUCGACCACCCCGAAGAACACUGUCGGUAGCUCACCUGGGAAUAUUCGUGCGAAGAAACUACAUUCCUCUAGGAUGCCAGCACUUUUGAAUCCAUCAGUGCCGAUAGCGUCACUCAAAUCGAAACCCGCAUUGAAAGCCCCGCCUCAGGCGCUAGCUAAGUCUGGACUCCGGUCGACUAAACCCACCAAGACGCCCGUCCCCCCUCGGUUCGUGGAGCGCGCGAAAACCAACCGCGGGAAUGCGUGGACCAGCGAGGACGACCGAUUCAUUGCCGAGGUCAUCACCUACGAACUAGAGCGCGGCCGGUGUACGAUAGACGAUAUGUGUGUCUCGAUGUUCAGACAGGCGGACCAUCAUUCUGCCCCCCAGUGGAAGAAAAGGACGACGGAACUCCCAGCCGCGAGAAAACUUCUCUCUGAUGCGGGUUUUCUACAGAAACGGUCUACGAAGGCUGUCCGGAUCCACACACCGGAUGAGGGAUCAGAGACAGGCGUCGACGAGUCAGUCGGUUCCGAUAAUCCGACUGGUUCAUCUAUUGGUGUCGAAGACGACCUGCAACUUUCAACAGAGGACGAGUCCGAGAUGGGCAAACACGGGCAUAAUUAUACGGACGCGGAUGCUCGCGCUAUGGCGAAAUGGAUCGCGAUGCAUCCUGAAUGGUCCGGAAUGACUGCAGCACAGAGAUUCAACGGUUUUGCAGAAAAAUAUUCUUCAAGAACUUUUCUCGCCUGGCAGGAGUAUUACAGGUCCCAUAAGGAAGACCUUCACCGUCGUGCAGAGGAAUAUCGAGCCCACACCACUGGCCAGUCAUUGCACGAGAAUACUCAAGAACAACACCAUGAGCCUGCGUCGAGUUCUGCACUGAAGAGUUCUCCCCUGAAACGGAAAGCAGAAGUCGAAAUGCCUUCGCGCAAGCGAGCAUGGUACCAGACUUGAUCGGUUUGUAUCAUAUGUCGCAUACUUUCUUGGGUUCAAUACAUUCUCCGCAUCUAUGUCUCCAGUAUCAUCGUGAAUGAACAGCGUCCACAUAGCUCUCUCCACUCUUGUUGGACAUCUCUCUUGUAUAUAACAUCUUGAUCGUAAUGUCCUCCUAGUACUGCGUACGUAUAUUUGCGGUCGGGCCUAGAUACUGAACUGAAGCACUGUUGAUUGGGUGUCGACUCGUGAGUCGUGCUUUGACCUGUAUGGUAGUACUUGUAGAAGUGAGCGCGCGCCGUCCAUUUCGGGUGGUUCUUUGUAGUUCUGCUGUUUGGACUUG
Messenger RNA from Stereum hirsutum FP-91666 SS1, 2098 nucleotides. RefSeq lists its product as uncharacterized. The transcript is spliced from 6 exons. The record is from RefSeq and is a predicted model, not a curated record. The coding region runs from base 193 to 1776 and encodes 527 amino acids. Lineage: Eukaryota; Fungi; Basidiomycota; Agaricomycetes; Russulales; Stereaceae.